UCACUUCCUUAUUGGCUUCACGAGAGAGAGCGGGAGAUUGCCGCUCGGUGCAUACGCAAGGUCUAGACUCGAGAGUCCGUACGGUGCGCACAAUUGCGUACGCACAUUUCCAUGCAAAUAUUGUACGUACUAAACGUUUAUACUUCCCAGUACAGCUUGCAUGUCUUCGCCCUCUCUGGAAUUAUGGGUAGUGUAGUUGUUUGAAGGCUGCCUCGCCUUCCUCGAGCGUUGUGUAGCGGUGGAAUCUGCACUACUAAUCCCAUGCGACACUGGAAUAGCAUGUGCCUUUUAAAAACCGAGUUUCCUUUAAAAAAAAAACACUUGUUUGUCUCAGCAGUUUGUCGGCUUUUGUGUGGUUUGGUGAUGAGGGUUUAAACGAAGCACAAGCAUCAUGGAUGAGGACACUAAACCCUUACUAGGAUCAGGGCGAGCUGGGGACUAUUACACCGAUUCGUUGGACCCCAAGCAAAGAAGGCCGUUUCACGUGGAGCACAGGAACAUAGUGGGGGAUGAGGUUCAGGAGCGUGUGUCUGCUGAAGCUGCGGCGCUGAGCAGCAGAGUACAUUACUACGGCCGUCUGACCGCCUCUUCUGACCGACCUCUGGUACCUCCAGAUCAUGUGAUUCCUUCUCUUGAUGACCUCUAUAUCUACAGUCCACUGGGAACAGCAUUCAAAGUGCAGGGGGGCGACACUCCUGCCAAAAACCCCAGCAUUGUCACCAUCUUCGCCAUAUGGAACACCAUGAUGGGAACAUCUAUAUUAAGUAUGCCAUGGGGAAUAAAACAAGCUGGUUUCACUCUGGGCAUCAUCAUUAUUGUUCUUAUGGGUCUGCUGACGCUCUACUGCUGCUACAGAGUAUUAAAGUCCAGAGAGUCCAUACCGAAUGUCGACACCUCAGACUGGGAGUUUCCUGAUGUGUGUAAAUAUUACUUUGGUGGGUUUGGAAAGUGGUCGAGUCUUGUCUUCUCACUGGUGUCACUGAUCGGUGCGAUGGUGGUCUACUGGGUCCUCAUGUCCAACUUCCUGUUCAACACAGGAAAGUUCAUCUACAACUAUGUUCACAAUGUCAACACGUCAGACACCUUUGGCACAAAUGGAACAGAUCGAGUGAUAUGUCCAUAUCCAAACCUGGAUCCGGACGGAGACGGCAGCACUUUCCAGUACUCUGCGGGGGGGAACAGCACAGGAGCGGUGUUUGAUCACUGGUGGAGUAAAACCAACACCAUCCCGUUUUACCUCAUUGUCCUGCUGCUGCCGCUGCUCAACUUCCGCUCGGCCUCCUUCUUCGCCAGGUUCACCUUCCUCGGCACCUUGUCGGUGGUUUAUCUCAUCAUCUUGGUCACAUAUAAAGCCAUUCGACUGGGCUUUCACCUGGAGUUCCACUGGUUUGAUUCAUCAGAGUUUUUUGUUCCAGAGUUCAGAUCGCUGUGUCCUCAGCUGACUGGGGUUCUCACGCUAGCAUUUUUCAUUCACAACUGCAUCAUCACGCUAAUGAAGAACAACAAACAUCAGGAAAACAACGUGCGGGAUCUGUCUCUGGCGUACCUGCUGGUGGGGUUAACGUACCUCUAUGUGGGCGUGCUGAUCUUUGCUGCUUUCCCAUCACCACCGCUGUCUAAAGAGUGCAUUGAACCUAACUUCCUGGAUAACUUCCCCAGCAGCGAUGUCCUGGUUUUCUUCGCGAGGACUUGUCUUCUGUUCCAGAUGACCACCGUGUAUCCUCUGCUGGGGUACCUGGUGCGCGUGCAGCUCAUGGGACAGCUGUUUGGGGACCAUUACCCCAGUUUCCUUCAUGUGUUUGUUCUGAACAUCCUUGUUGUGGGAGCUGGAGUCCUAAUGGCCAGGUUUUACCCCAACAUCGGCUCCAUCAUCAGGUAUUCGGGGGCCAUAUGUGGCUUGGCUCUGGUGUUUGUGCUUCCCUCUCUGGUCCACAUGACCUCACUCAACCGCCGAGGUGAGUUACGCUGGCCCUCGGCCAUCUUCCACGGCUCCCUCGUCCUCCUCGGUGUGGCCAAUCUGUUCGGACAGUUCUUCAAGUAGCAUCCUGUGCCUUAAAAGCGUUUACCUGAUGGAAGAGUUACUCUGUGUGUUGGGAACGGUUGCUUGGGUGCUUCUCACAGGAAUGAAGUCAUGGUUCUGGAAGUCCUAACUAUUCAUGUACCUGUGAAUUUCAUUACAAGAAACUCGCUCAAAGGCACCAAAUGUCUUCGUUUUUACAUUUAAUUAAAGCUAUGCAUUUAUCAUAUUGCUUUUUAACGGCUCUUAUUAGUUCAAGAAAAGCUAUUUCUACGGGGAUUCAAUCGUUCUGUUGUUUUUAAAUGUAUUUACAUUUUCUUCAAUCACUAAAAUCACCAUCUUUCAUCAACAUUUGCUUCCUCUGAAUUAUAAACAUGCAUACAUUAUUUUGCAUGUAAUGAGCAGGGUUUUUUUAUUACUAGAACUGUACUUGAACAUCAGUGAAUUCUGCAUUCAUUCAAAAUCAAGUUCUUAAAUUAGGACCUUGCUAAAGAAAGUGGAUACGGAUUUCAUUGUAGUGAAAUGUAACCUGCUCACAGUAAUUCAUGGAUACAUAAAGGGAAACAAACGUCUGUUUUUUUGGUUUCAAGUCACGUUUUGGAUGACUGUUACUGAUACUGAGUCUUUGAGUGUGCGGAGGCAUUCUGUGUGAGUUCAUGUCACUUUAUGAAAUAUGUGCACAUCAAAAAGGGAAACUGCACACUUUUGUGAGAUUCCAAAGCUCGAGUCACUUUCAAGUAUUUCUACAUUUGUCAAUUUAUGUCUUGUUAAUUUUUCAACAAUUAAAUUUAAGUGACCUCUUUAGAAUUUUUUUUGAAAAUAAUGCAUUUUACAGCAUAAAGCUCACAAUAUCUUAAUUAAAACCUACAAAACUCAAAGUGUUGUUUGCAAUGUAGCGUUUCCUUUAUGAUUUCCACUCAUUAAAAACCUGAUGCAAGUUUACGGAAAAUGUUUUAAUAUCACAACCAAGGUUUUUUUUUUUUUAUGAAGUGUCAGAA
This is a messenger RNA of Carassius auratus (goldfish), 3015 nucleotides long. Its product is annotated as sodium-coupled neutral amino acid transporter 9-like. Gene Ontology annotation, cellular component: lysosomal membrane. Gene Ontology annotation, biological process: amino acid transmembrane transport. Lineage: Eukaryota; Metazoa; Chordata; Actinopteri; Cypriniformes; Cyprinidae. The transcript is spliced from 15 exons. Gene Ontology annotation, molecular function: L-amino acid transmembrane transporter activity. Bases 392 to 2041 code for a protein of 549 amino acids. The record is from RefSeq and is a predicted model, not a curated record.